Messenger RNA from Funneliformis geosporum, 165 nucleotides. The record is from the annotation of a GenBank genome assembly. Lineage: Eukaryota; Fungi; Glomeromycota; Glomeromycetes; Glomerales; Glomeraceae.
AUGGUAUCUGAAACUUUAAUCAAUGAAGUAUUCUGGGACAUAACUGAAGAACUUAAGUUAAACAAAAUAAAAGAAAAUCGAUAUAACCAGUUGAAAGAAUAUUUAAUUAUUUCAGUAUUAUCAAAUGAUAAAAAAUUAGCAAAUCAAAACAUUUUGAGAUUUUAG